GUUUCUGCCAGUACCCGGCGCCUACCGGUAGUUCUACGCAUGUCUCCUGCCCACAGUUCGACUUCACAGAUCUUUAUACGCGUGCGCCAGCGCUGAACUUGAGGAGCCAGUCUAGGGCCUAGGCGCAGACGCACUGAGCCUAAGCAGCCGGUGAUGGCGGCAUCGGCGGCUGUGGCUGCGGCCGGUCCGGGCCCAUGAGGCGACGACGGAAGCGGGACGGCUUUUACCAAGCGCCUGACUUCCGAGACAGGGAAGCUGAGGACAUGGCUGGAGUGUUUGACAUAGACCUGGACCAGCCAGAGGACGCGGGCUCAGAGGAUGAGCUGGAGGAAGGGAUGCCCACAACAGCCAGGACUGGGCCGGGCCCAAACCAGGAGCCAGGAGCAACAUCUGGGUCUCUUGUGUGGGUGACAGGACCCCAAGUAUGUGGACCAUCAUCUGCUGCUUCCCAGGGUCAGUUAAAUGAAAGCAUGGACCAUGGGGGAGUUGGACCAUAUGAACUUGGCAUGGAACAUUGUGAGAAAUUUGAAAUCUCAGAAACUAGUGUGAACAGAGGGCCAGAAAAAAUCAGACCAGAGUGUUUUGAGCUACUUCGGGUACUUGGUAAAGGGGGCUAUGGAAAGGUUUUUCAAGUACGGAAAGUAACAGGAGCAAAUACUGGGAAAAUAUUUGCUAUGAAGGUGCUUAAAAAGGCAAUGAUAGUAAGAAAUGCUAAGGAUACAGCUCAUACAAAAGCAGAACGGAAUAUUCUGGAGGAAGUAAAGCAUCCCUUCAUUGUGGAUUUAAUUUAUGCCUUUCAGACCGGUGGAAAACUCUACCUCAUCCUUGAGUAUCUCAGUGGAGGAGAACUAUUUAUGCAGUUAGAAAGAGAGGGAAUAUUUAUGGAAGAUACAGCCUGCUUUUACUUGGCAGAAAUUUCCAUGGCUUUGGGGCAUUUACAUCAAAAGGGAAUCAUCUACAGAGACCUGAAGCCGGAGAAUAUCAUGCUUAAUCACCAAGGUCAUGUGAAACUAACAGACUUUGGACUAUGCAAAGAAUCCAUUCAUGAUGGAACAGUCACACACACAUUUUGCGGAACAAUAGAAUACAUGGCCCCCGAAAUCUUGAUGAGAAGUGGCCACAAUCGUGCAGUGGAUUGGUGGAGUUUGGGAGCAUUAAUGUAUGACAUGCUGACUGGAGCACCCCCUUUCACUGGGGAAAAUAGAAAGAAAACAAUUGAUAAAAUCCUCAAAUGUAAACUUAAUUUGCCUCCCUACCUCACACAAGAAGCCAGAGAUCUGCUUAAAAAGCUGCUGAAAAGAAAUGCUGCUUCACGUCUUGGAGCUGGCCCUGGGGAUGCUGGAGAAGUUCAAGCUCAUCCAUUCUUCAGACACAUUAAUUGGGAAGAACUUCUGGCACGGAAGGUGGAGCCCCCCUUUAAACCUCUGUUGCAAUCUGAAGAGGAUGUGAGUCAGUUUGACUCAAAGUUUACACGUCAGACACCUGUAGAUAGCCCCGAUGACUCAACUCUCAGUGAGAGUGCCAACCAGGUCUUCUUGGGUUUUACAUAUGUGGCUCCAUCUGUACUUGAAAGUGUGAAAGAAAAGUUUUCCUUUGAACCAAAAAUCCGAUCACCUCGAAGAUUUAUUGGCAGCCCACGGACGCCUGUCAGCCCAGUCAAAUUUUCUCCUGGGGAUUUCUGGGGAAGAGGUGCUUCAGCCAGCACGGCAAAUCCUCAGACGCCUGUGGAAUACCCGAUGGAAACAAGUGGAAUAGAACAGAUGGAUGUGACGACGAGCGGGGAAGCAUCAGCACCGCUUCCGAUACGACAGCCAAACUCCGGACCAUACAAAAAGCAAGCCUUUCCCAUGAUCUCCAAACGGCCAGAGCACCUACGCAUGAAUCUAUGACAAAGCAAUGCUUCCAAUGAAUUUGAGGCAAAAAAAAAAAAAGUGUGUUGGGGGGAAUGUGUGAGAGCCUCCUGCAAAGUGAACAAGACAACUGAAAACGACAGUCUGAGAGUCACUGUCAUUAUACAACAUUCUCAACAGAGGAGAAAUAUACAUACGAUUUUUUUUAAAAAAAAAUCAAUCAAUGGUGCAAAAAAAUAAAAACUUAAGAAAAAAAUAGUAUUGCAGAACUGUUAGGCACAUCAGAUAAUUGAUUCCUAGCGACAUCUUCUCAACCUUAUCAAGGAUUUUUCAUGUUGGCGACUGGAAACUGGCAGUAUUAAGGGUGGGAUGUCGCUUCUGCAUCACUGUUGAGUUCUGAUUGUGUGGACAAAGGGUUAUACUUUCAUUAGGCAAAAUACGAAAUUGCCUAGAAUACUUGCAACUAAGGACAAAUUAGCAUGCAAGCUUGGUCAAACUUUUUCCAGCAACAUGGAAUCAAAGACAAACUUAUCAAUUGAUGUUUUAUGUGUAAGCAACCUGAAUCUUUUUUUUUUAUAUAAAUAUAUAUUUUUCAAAUAGAUUUUUGAUUCAGCUCAUUAUGGAAAACAUCCCAAACUUUAAAAAUGCAAAAUUAUUGGUUGGUGUGGAGAAAGCCAGACAGCUUUUGUUUUCUUCUCUUGAUGAAAUAAUAAAAUGCAAAUGAAUCAUUGUUAACCACAGCUGUGGCUCGUUUAAGGGAUUGGGUGGACCCUGGGGUUCAUUUUCAGUAACCCAGCUGCAGUACCUGUAUGAAAUAUUAGAAAAAAAUGAUUCUAUUUUACCAUUUCUACUUGUACUGCUAUGUGCUCAGCUUAACUGGAAGCCUGGGAAUGGGCAUAAGUUGUAUGUCCUACAUUUCAUCCUUGUCCUGGGCCUGCAUUGCACUGGAAAUAAAAAUCACUAUCUGUACUUACACCAGUAUUUAGUUCAAGAUGCCAAAUUUCUUCAGCCCAUGGCUGAAGAAGGACAGAAGAGUCAGGAUAAAUUACAUACCAGGGGCCACGAAGUGAGGGAGUUAGGGAUUUCCAGGGGAAGAAAGUGUUGCCAUGGUCCACGCUCUAAUAUCUUUAUAACAGAAUGGUAAAGUUUUAUGUUUUACUUCUUUUUACUGUUUUUGCUUUCUACUGUCCUUUCUUUUUGUCCUUGACAGUUUUAAAAAGGAAAAAAAGGUCUUAAUUUUCUUUCUCCUAUGCUGGGGCUGUUUUUGAUUGUGAAAUAUUUAAUGGCCUUUUGAUGAAUGUCUUCCACAUUGAAUAAGAAAACUUGGUGGCUUAAUUUAAGAGACAUGUUAAUAGGACACCGUGUUUUGAAAUUGUAACAGAAUCCACAAGUGAUUUACAGGUACAAAGACUAAAAAUAAAGGUAACGUUACCUUUCUUAAAUAUUUCCUGCCUUAAAGAGAGCAUUACCAUGACUUUAGCUGGUGAAAGGGUUUACUAUCUGCAGAGCUUUAUAAAAAUGUAUUUCAUUGCAUACUGGUACAGUAGAUGGUCAUGCAGUUGAGCAUUAUCACCUCUUUUUUGUUUGUCUUUUUAUAAUGUCUUCAAAUAUGAGCGUGCAGAGUCAAUUUGUAAUAUUUUGCAACCCUGGGAUUUUUUUAAAUAGAUGCUGCUUGCUGUGUUUUCCAAACCUUUUUGAGCCAUAGGAUCCAAGCCAUAGAAUCCUUUAUGCAUGUCAUAUGUAGUCAAAAAAGAGUAAGAUGCUGCUUAUUUCAAUUGCAGUUCAAACAGUUGGGAUGAAAUCCUGACUGUAAGCCAAAAAAAAAAAAAGAUUUGAAAUAUACCUUUUCAAUUGUGGCAAUAAAUGAAAGAAUUGUUUCAUUUUGGGACAGAAAGCCUUUUUUUAAAUCUCCCUCUGGAUCCCCUUCUCCCUUCUUGGCAGCAGCCUACUGAGAACUUGGUAAUUGUAGUCGGUCAAUUAGAAACUUUAAGCACAUAAAUUGUACUUAAAGUCAACCUUUGUUCUCUGACAAGUUCUGAUAUUUGAAAAAAAACAGAACCCCCCCAAAAUCUCUGGUGAUAUGUACAGACAUCAUUUUAAACUAAAUGAUUGUGCAACUGGUACUUGUUUUCAAGUGUGUUUACUAACUGUAGUAUUGACUGCCUGAUCAGAUUCCAGUGAAACUUGACACCAAAAUAUUCCUCCUCAAUCUUAAUUACUAGUAGCAUAUGCACUGUGAUUGGCUGGCUUUAACCACCCCACAGGUAAAUUAGUACUGACAGCCAGAGUGGCAAAAUUCAGCAUUUGUUUUUAGUGGGAGAAGCAUUAACUGCACAACUACUAUCUACACAAACACAUAAUUUUUCUAACUUCACAUUUAUUAAGUAAAAUUACUUCUCCAUACCAUGGCAUGUUUAUUAAGAAAGUGGAUAUCCCUAGUAUGACUGUGAAAGCAUGUCAGGUGUCACGUUAGUGUCACAAAGCACGCACCUAUGCAAUAUGGCUUACCUUGUAUUUAUUUGUAAAAAUUCUCACCAUAUUUUAAAAUAGAUGAUGUCAAUAUUACUAGUCCCGAGGGCCUCCGUCAUUAAACCAGGUAAGUGUAUAA
Molecule: messenger RNA, 4458 nt
Organism: Ochotona princeps (American pika)
Lineage: Eukaryota; Metazoa; Chordata; Mammalia; Lagomorpha; Ochotonidae
Gene: RPS6KB1
Product: ribosomal protein S6 kinase B1
Exons: 16
Coding region: 195-1889 (564 amino acids)
Biological process (GO): cellular response to insulin stimulus; signal transduction; protein phosphorylation
Molecular function (GO): ATP binding; protein serine/threonine kinase activity
Source: RefSeq, a predicted model, not a curated record